AUGGCAAAAAGAAUUAGACUUACUUCAGAAGACCUUGAUUCCCCAUCACCCAAAAGAACUAAGACAACACACGAGAGAGAUGGGGUUGAGGUCUUCCAAGGCCAGCACUUGAAUCCAUCACCAACAACCAACGAACAUUUGACGGGAAGCAACGAUACCCCGGCAUUGAACACAACAGAGGAGCCAUCCUCAAUUUCGCAACAACAACAAAACAAAGACGAAGAGAGCACAUCAACCCAAGCAGAGCUCCGAGUAUCACGAACACCAAACCCGGAAGGGGGCAGGGGGGCCCAGGAGCACCUACGAGCAAGUCCUUCCUUCAUCCCUGAACUGGAAAUGCCAUCAACAGCAUGGUUAACCAUCCCACAACACAACAACAAAAAAAUAAUCUUCACAAACCCCUGCCACCGGCCAUCUGCACCACGAAGAACAUUACCAACGCCACCACCUGAAACUCAAACCGGACGGGCCAUUAAGAGGAAAAGGAAAGCCGAGAAAUCAAACACAGAACCGGGGUUUACGACCUUCGAGGACGACACAGCAACUAAGGACAACAUCACCGAGUUGGAAGAUGAAUAUUUCGGGGCUGCUAUGGCUAGUGCUCAUGACUGGGUGGAAGUUUAUAUCCAAAAAACGGCUUUUGCGUAUGCCAACAAGAUCGUGGAUUGGAUCUUGCCUGUGGCUAAGCAUGCCAGUGAGACGACCGCUGGAGAGGAAGGCAGUACGCUUGAAAAGAAACUCUUGAAGUGGAAGACAGAGAUGCAAUGGAAGUGGGAUGCUGCAAACCUAACCAGGGAAAUGUCUAGCGGGAGGAAUUGGUUCCUGGCAGAAUACGUCGAGGAACUGGCGGACUUGGUCGACGAGACAGUGAGAGUUGGGGGCCUAGAUGCAGUGGAAGUAAAACUCGAAACUCAGAAAGAGGUAGACGCGUGGGAAACAAUGUCUAUCAAAGUUAUUGGCUACUGUCAAGGCAAGGGGCUUUACGGGAGGGGGUGGUCGGAAUGGGGAGAUAAGGACGAAGACAAUUAUGACCGCUUGGGACGCUGUCGGAUUGGCGGUGGCAUGAUGUAA
Messenger RNA from Hyaloscypha bicolor E, 1071 nucleotides. RefSeq lists its product as uncharacterized. The coding region runs from base 1 to 1071 and encodes 356 amino acids. The record is from RefSeq and is a predicted model, not a curated record. NCBI's taxonomy places the organism in Eukaryota, Fungi, Ascomycota, Leotiomycetes, Helotiales, Hyaloscyphaceae. The transcript has 2 exons.